Messenger RNA from Argentina anserina (silverweed cinquefoil), 835 nucleotides. Its product is annotated as mediator of RNA polymerase II transcription subunit 30. Lineage: Eukaryota; Viridiplantae; Streptophyta; Magnoliopsida; Rosales; Rosaceae. The record is from RefSeq and is a predicted model, not a curated record. The transcript is spliced from 3 exons. Bases 33 to 551 code for a protein of 172 amino acids. Gene Ontology annotation, cellular component: mediator complex.
UCUGCUCUCGAUUUCUCUGUGAAAGGAAAAAAAUGGAAGAGAAUGAGGCGAAUGCAUCAGCAACUAACCCUAAGACGACGCAGGAGCUAGCAGUAGAAGGUCAGAAGCAUCUAGAAGAAACGAUACAGUCAGCUUUCCAGAUCCUCUCCUCCAUGAACGACGAGCUCUGCAACCCGCUCCUCUGGUCCAUCAAUUCCUCCGCAAACGGCGUCGUGCAUAGCGAUUCGUCGUCUUCUGAGAACACUAAUGCCCAGAAUCACGGCGACUCUGGCGGUCCCGGAGCUGGCGGAGCUCUUGAGGAGGCUCGGUUUCGGUAUAAGAACUCCGUGACGGCGCUCCGGGCUGUUUUGGCUGCAAUUCCUAAUUCUCAGAAGGAAUCAUCUGAAACUGGUUCGUCUGGAGAUGAAACUGAAAUUCAGAAGUUGGAAGAGCAAGCCUCCAAUUUGAGAAAGGAGCUUGUGAAGAAAAAUGCAUAUGUCAAGGUUCUUAUAGAUCAGAUACGAGAUCUUGUCACCGACAUAUCUACCUGGCAAAGUCCUUGUUCUGUCUGACGUCAGGCACACUGUACAUCUUUGAAUGGGUGGAAACUUUCUGGAAGUCUGAGAAUCUGUGAAGCUUCAAUUGUAAUAUAUAUUAGGGUUCACAAAGGGGAAAGUCUCAUGAGGAGAUAUAACAUGAGAGAUACAAUAGUGGAGAUUUGUUAGACCUGAUAAAUUUGAUAUCAUAGAUUUCAGAUUAGCUUGAUUCUCCUUUCUUUGCCAUGUAUUAGAUGUAUCAUCUAUGAAAUCAGCCAUGCUGUUUAACCAUUAAUGGAAAAUGGGCUGGUUUUGCAUGA